AUGGUAUUAAAAUUGGAUAUUAUGGGUCUCCAUGAGCUUCUGCAAAAGAUAAACAAACCUGUUUCUUUACUGCCGUGUUGGUGUAUAAUACCUUACGAAACAAUUAAGUCGAGUUUAUCACAAAAACAAAAUGAACAGAUAGAAAACGGAAAGAAACUGAAAACCAAAAAAGAAACGAAAUUGGAGAAGAAAAGGGUAAAGGAAGAAGAAAAGAUCUUUAAGAAAUACCUAAAGGUGGCCAAUGGGAGAAAGAAAAAGUACAAAAAGGAAAGCAAGAAACAGAUUGAAAAAGAUGAGAAGGAAAACAAAAAGAAACUGAAAAAGGAACAAAAGGAACGAGCAAGACUUGAAAAGAAAGAAAUGAAAGACAGAAAAAAAUUAGAGAAAGAAAUGAAGAAGAAAGAAGGAUCAAAAGAGAAAAACGACAGUCCCGUGAUAAUCAUGCCAGUAGUUGAUGAACAGAUGGACAUUGCCACGGAGAAGAGUGAGGUUGAUUUUAAAGAUGAUGGAAAAGGAAAGAAAAACAACGAAGAAAAGAAAAAUACAAUCGGCAAAAGAUUGCAGGAUUUUUUUUAG
Molecule: messenger RNA, 576 nt
Organism: Mytilus trossulus (common blue mussel)
Lineage: Eukaryota; Metazoa; Mollusca; Bivalvia; Mytilida; Mytilidae
Product: glutamic acid-rich protein-like
Exons: 3
Coding region: 1-576 (191 amino acids)
Source: RefSeq, a predicted model, not a curated record